GAGACUCCAAGACAUUUACCAAACUAUGUGGCCACUCAUGAAAUUAAAAAGCCCAUAAGCAGUGUUCCAGGAGUUUGCAGCAGUAAUGAGACUACUAAGGCUGUUUUCUCUAAGUCUGUGAUUCUGUGUGCUGACAGUGAUGCAGAUGAAGAUAUCCAGGUCCAGAACCUGCUGCAGAGUAAACUUUGUGUUGCACCUGGAAUAUUUCCAAUGAUGCCUUGUAGUGAACGUGUAGUCUUGGAAAACUUAAGUAAUGCUGUGAAUGGCUCAGCGUGGACCAUUAUGCUAUUGACGAAUUCUUUCACCUCCCUUGUCAAUGCUCUUAACAGCAUAAAUUACAACUCUGUGAUACCUCUGAGGGCUGUUAAUGCACUGUAAGAGGAUAGCCCUGACUUUGAAAAACAAGUGGAGAAAAUUUUCUAUGAGUCUACAUACAGGCAACA
Molecule: messenger RNA, 443 nt
Organism: Acanthisitta chloris (rifleman)
Lineage: Eukaryota; Metazoa; Chordata; Aves; Passeriformes; Acanthisittidae
Gene: TICAM2
Product: toll-like receptor adaptor molecule 2
Biological process (GO): positive regulation of cytokine production involved in inflammatory response; positive regulation of myeloid dendritic cell cytokine production; lipopolysaccharide-mediated signaling pathway
Molecular function (GO): protein kinase binding
Source: RefSeq, a predicted model, not a curated record